AUGUGGUUCCACCACAACGUCAGCCUCACUGUCUCGCUCGCCGUCCGCACGCCGCCGCAGAACGUCACCAUGGUGCUCGACACCGGAAGCGAGCUGUCCUUGCUGUUCUACGCCAGGAACAACGUGAUGUCCUUCGGCCCGAGGAGCUCGGCCACCUUCGUCGCCGUGCCCUGCGCCUCCGCACAGUGCCGCUCCCGUGACGGCAUCGCCUCCGGCCCGCAACGGGGCGUCGACAGGUGCAGCGUGUCGCUCUCCUACGCGGACGGGUCCUCCUCUGACGCGUUCGACUCGUCCCCGGUCGGCGGCCCGAGCGCCGGGCUGCUGGGCAUGAACAGGGGCGCCCUCUCCUUCGCCUCGCGGGCCAGCACGCCACACUUCUCGUGCUGCAUCUCCGGCCACGACGAUGCCGUCGUGCUGCUCCUCGGACUCCCACAGCGACCUGCCCACCUUCCGCCGCUCAAAUACAUGCCCGUGUACCAGCCAGCCCUGCCGCUUCCGUACUUCGACCGCGUCGCCUACUCCGUCCAGCUCAUGGGCAUCGGCGUCGGCGAGGAAGGGGAUCGAGGCGACAAAGUUGUUUGCUUGCUACGUAUCAAUCCUACUUCACAUCAUCUUACUAUGUUUGCAUAUGCUAAAAAAUUCACUAAGUCCAAGUGCAACGCCUACCUCGAGGGCGUUGCACUAUACAGUGUGGCGCCUCCAAGCUAG
Molecule: messenger RNA, 708 nt
Organism: Aegilops tauschii subsp. strangulata
Lineage: Eukaryota; Viridiplantae; Streptophyta; Magnoliopsida; Poales; Poaceae
Product: aspartic proteinase PCS1-like
Biological process (GO): proteolysis
Molecular function (GO): aspartic-type endopeptidase activity
Source: RefSeq, a predicted model, not a curated record